Molecule: messenger RNA, 2088 nt
Organism: Gregarina niphandrodes
Lineage: Eukaryota; Apicomplexa; Conoidasida; Eugregarinorida; Gregarinidae
Product: putative reverse transcriptase family (RTs) from retrotransposons and retroviruses protein
Exons: 2
Coding region: 1-2088 (695 amino acids)
Molecular function (GO): zinc ion binding; nucleic acid binding
Source: RefSeq, a predicted model, not a curated record
AUGGUUCGAAGAAAACCCGUACAACGGUACCAUAUGUUAAGAAGACGUUGGAAGCAUCCCAAUGCUUUCCAUUCCCAUCAGCUGAAACAAGCUCUGUUGAAUAAACUCUGCCCUGCGUUACAGGCUGAGGCUAUGAGAUCUGAUUGGCGCGAAUGGGAUUUGGAUAGAUUUAUUCAAUUCAUCCUAAAGUGCAACGAUGAUCUGGCAAGAAGAAAACGAAGGAAUGCUAAAAGGGUAAAUAUGAUUGCAAAUGUAGUACCCAUGCGACCAGAACCAAGUAUGGCACCAAGGCCGAACUAUCCGCCAAGACGUGAGACUCAACCACGAUUUUAUGAGGUGGGCGAUGAAGUUCUCGAGACGCCGCGAGGCACGACACAAGUACCGAAGGGCGUGGACAACAGACAAUGCAGAUGGUGUAAGUCCCCACAACACACCUCAAGAGAUUGUCCUACGAAGCCUUCCUGUACUGUGUGUGGAAAGAAGGGCCAUGAUGAGAAGAAUUGCUAUAGGGUGACACGUCAAGGAAAAUUAGCUACACAACACAUUACGGUCACACGCACGCCACAAGGUAUUAGCAUGGACUUGAAAGAAGAUACUUCGAACCUAGCCGUGCUGGAGAGUUUAGCUAAGUACUUCAACGACUCAUGCGAUAGGGUAAAAGAGCAGAAGGCUAAGGCCGCAGCUAAGAAGAAUGAACCAAUGGCGGGUGCGGUCAAUGUCGCGUCUGAACAAGAAAGCGGAGGUUUGUAUGGGCGUUUUGUUAUAGCCGACACGCAUGUGACGUGCCUGGUUGAUCCUGGUGCUGACAAGAACAUCAUCAGUUGGCAACAACUACAAACUCUACCGUUGGAAUACCGAUGUUUAUGGCGACCGAAUGAAGAUGGUGAAAUGAUGUUGAACUUUAUACAAGGCUCAUGCGAAGUAGUUGGAACCAUUAAUCUACCUGUGAUUUCACCUUUGGGAAAUGUUGAGAUGGAGUUCUGCAUUGUGAAGGACGCUAGAUUAAACAUCCUCGGUAAUCCGUGGAUGCGGACGUUGAGCGCUGCUAUUUGUUUCAAGAAUGACGAAGUCCGAAAUGAAGUUGGCCAACUACCCUUAUUUACGGGUGAGAUGGUUACCUAUGCUGAUGUCUUUAGCACUACACAAAGUGUUGUUGAUGUCAACAUUCUGUCGGACCUAAAACAGAAUCUGGGUGAAACUCUCAGUGACGCUACCAAGUCACGGAUAGUUGACAUUCUGGAGAAAUACUCGGAAGCAUGGAAGAAGACAAGAGUCGCGUGUUCAAAGAACUUUGUUUACCGUAUCGAUACUGGUGAGGCUACUCCCAUAGUUGAACCUCAUCGACAUUUCGCGCCGAAGACAUUAGAAGAACUGAAGCGUUUGACACGUGAGCUACUUGAGGCUGGGGCUAUUCGAAGAUCUACUUCAAAUUGGCUUUCACAACCAGUCAUAGUUGCAAAGAAAGAUGGUUCAAGUCGAUUAUGUGUAGACUUUCGAUCAUUGAAUGCGGUUACGAAAUCAGACCCAUUUAAUGCUCCCGACGCUGCUGCCAUAAUCCGUCAACUCGGACACUCAAAAUUGUUCGUAGUGAUGGAUCUAAAGAACUCCUUCAAUCAGAUGAAAAUCCAUCCUGACGACAGACAUAAGACAGCUUUCUGGACUCCACUAGGUCAGAUGGAAUGGCUUGGAGUACCGUUUGGAUUGUUGAAUGGAACGUCUGCCCUAGCCCGAUGGCUCUACCUGAACGUAAUCGACCUUGAAGGCAUCGCUGUUUAUGUUGAUGAUAUUGUCAUUCAUGCAGAUGAUGAAUCUACACUACUUAAAUACUUUGAAGCCAUGAUGAAACGUCUAUGUGAAAUUGGUGCCCAUGUUAAUGUCGGCAAAUGUAAGUUUGGCAUAGAAGAGAUUGAAUUCCUAGGUUUCAACGUAAAGGCAGGGAAGUUAACUCCGCCUGUCGAAUCCAUCAAUGCUAUUAAUGCGAUCAAGGUCCCGCAUGAUACUACUACCAUCCGAGUUUCAUACAAGGUUUUGCUGAAAUUGCAGGACCACUCUACGAACUACUUCAAAAAGAUACUACUUUCAAGAUGA